UCGGUUACAAAGUUAGAAUAAAAAAACCUCUGUGGUGUGGUUGCAACUUACAAUUAAGUACCAGCUUAGCGUCCUAUACCAGUUAUAAUAAGUUGUAAGAAAUACAUCAAUAAUAGAAAUAACAAUUAAAACACUAUCUGAGAUAUAUAAUAAAACUUACCAUUAUACGAGUAUGAAUUGAAAAAAUGUCUGAAGGGUAUAGAAUAAGUGCAGCUACUGUUGACAAUAAAUCCGGUGUAAAUCACGAUGAAAAUUAUUGUUUAGUAAAUGUUAUAUGUGUAUUUAUAUCACUUGUAACAAUACUAGCGGAUUUAACUACUGAUAUAUUAGUUUUUGCUGAAUAUUGUCACAACAGUCGUUAUAAUUGGGCAACAGCAACUUUUCUAUUUAUCGUCACCCCCAACGUAAUAAUAAAUAUAUUUUCUAUAAGAUGGUAUGUAUGUGACCAGAAAAUUAAUGUUCGUCAUUGGAUAACACACGGAUUUCUUAUUGGAUUAUUAGAAAGGUACGUAACAUUUUUAUAUAAAGUUUUUGCCUGCAAAAACCUGGAAUCAAUUAAAACUGAGAAAUGGGUGUCUAAAAGAAAUGAUUUGAGUUUAUUACACUUUUUAUAUGUUUUCACUGGGACAAUUCCACAAAUUAUUUUACAAUCAUAUGCCAUCAUUGUUUUAAGUGAAAAUUAUUACACUAAAGCAUUUGCUCUAACAGCUUCAAUAGCAUCAGUAAUAUGGAGUUGUUCGACAUACAUCUACAGUACAACAGUAUUUACCCAUGAAGGGUUUCAAUGGAGUUCUUUUAUUAUAAAACUUACAUGGCAUUUUGCCAUUUUAAUUGGAAGGAUUCCAAGUAUACUAGUAUUUGCCAUGAUUUUUGGUAUAUGGACAUUAAUUCCUUUGGGUUUACACUGGUCUGUAAUGACAUUUUGGAUUGUUAUGCAAAAAACAUCAUUUUGUGCCAACAAACUGGAAGAGGCCUUGUAUAAUGUAGUCAUGGGAUUUUUAUAUUGUUUUUGUUAUAUUAAUUUAAGUGAAGGUGAAACACGAUAUCGAUUAUUGCUGUUUUAUACAUUAAUAGUUACCCAAAAUUUUGGUGGAUUACUCCUGUAUGUAUUGAUUUCCGACAUCGAUCAACAAAAAAAACCAUGGUCUAUUGCAGCUACAGUAUGUGUAAUAGCCGGGACUCUAAUUGGCAUAGCUACAAUGAUACUAUAUUAUAAAUAUUUUCACAUAAAAAGACUUAAAGAAGAGAGGAAUAAUUCCCAUUGUGAUAUUGAAUUAAAUAAUAAAGUAACGAAUGAAAAAUCGGACAGCACUAAGACUGUUAACCACGUCAGAGCGUUUAAAAGUGGACAGAUUACCGAGCUACCAAGAAAAAAAAGAUACAAAAAAAAGAACGUAGCGUCGCCGGAACCAACAUCAAAAAGUGAAAAUCAAAAUGUUGACAAAAAUUUUUUACUAGAUCACUGGAUUGCAAUGUCGCGGACACCAACUUUGACAUCAGUCCCUUUAGACAAUAGUAGUAUGGAUGUUUCUAGUAUUGAAGUAUAUACCGUUGAAAAUACUCCGCGGUCAAAUACAAGUGCCGCAAUUAGAGAGGAUUCUGAAUUAUACAGGACUCACAGACAAAUUGAAUGUUUAAAAAGUUUGCAUUCACCAAAUGACCUUAUAUUAAAACUAUCUAGUAUAAAAAAUAUAGAAAGUUCUAUAGACGAAAUUACAUCUAAUAACAUGAACAUACAAAAGCGCCGAGGAAUUUGUUCUUCGGAUGAAUUAAGAGAUAGUUUGACUAAUAUUAAUGAAGGAAAUGACAGUUUUAUUAAAAAUAUGAAAAUUGGCCGAAGUUCAGAAAUUAGUCAAGAUACAGAUGGCUCAAACAAAAAAACUUCAUCAGAUUCUAUUGAUAUGGAUUUGGAUUUAAGUUUUAGUGACAUCAAUAGCUCAGAUAUAAAUACCUUUAAUGAAAAUAUAGUGCAAAAAUUAUGCCUAAGUGCAUUAAAGAAUAUAAAAGUGGGAAAUCAAGACGCAGAUAUUGAAAACAUUCAAAGAAUAGCGUUAGAUAUUCUUAAAGAAAUGUAUACUAAAAAAGAUAAAAGUAGAAGCAAAGUUAACAAGGAACGUUUUCUAUCAAAACAACGAGACCUAGAUACUCCUUCAGAAUUAUUAUCAGUUCAUGAUUAUGAAAAUAUCUGUGCUGUAAAUAUUGCAAGAGAAGCCUGGGGACUAAGAUCUUGGAAUGGAUAUUCAGAUAUUGAAAAUUGUCAACAUGAUGGAAGUGUCGUACGUGAUAGAAGAGGUGAUACAUUUACUUCAGAAAGUUCAGAGAUAAGUAGUUGCCUAUCUCAAGAAUUGAAGAAUGCCAUGAUGUCAGCUCCGCCAUUCUCUAAAAAGACUCCUACCUAUUCCAAUAUUUCUGUAAACUUAGACAGAGAUAAUCAAGAUUAUGUUAAUACAGCUAUGUGCGUUGCAGACGAAGAUACGGUGAUAACCAAACCAUGUGUAAUAGAUUUUAGUAAAGAUCCCUAUCAUUUAGAACCUAUAAUAGAAGAAUUAGAUGAUUUAGGAGACAUAGAUACACCUGCGAAGAAAAGGCUAAACUCUGAAAGUUCACUAGUUGCUACAAUAGAUGAAAUUCGAAAUGCAUUUAUAAAUAAUUCACCACGAAAUUUAUAUCACCGAAGAGAGCAUUUAUGGGAUUCGCCUCAUUAUGGAGCAUCUGCUUCUAUCGAAAAUACUUUAAAGAAAGCUCUUUGGAAAGAACCUUCAAAGUUUGAUUCUAGUAAUAUAAUGGAAUCUCUUCCUGAAAAAGAAAAUAUAAUAAGUGUAUCUCAUGAUUCGAAGUUUCAUUCUAAUAAUGAAUCUAGAAUCCUAGAUAAAGCUACUCAAAAUGACUUCAUUAAUGUGGAAAGCGCAGAAACAAGUCGAAAUCCUAGACGGCGACAAAAAACAAAUAUUUGUGGCAUUAAAUUACAAAAUAAGAAACUUAAUAAUAAGUCAGACCAUCGUCUUCAAGACCUUUCAAAUAGAGACAUAGAUUUUUUAUGGCAGUUGGUAUCUGAAAAUUCUUUACCACAUAGUUCCAUAGAGGACCUUUCGUCUACUAGAAUAUCAUCAUCUCUACAGUCACUAAUACAAAAAGAUCCUGGUGUAGCUGUCGUUAGUACACCUGCACCUAAAAUAACAAAUAUAAAAAAAGGAGUACGAAGUAAACCAAGAAGAAAAUUCUCUAUAUUAAGAGAAAAAUUCGAACCUAAAAUAAAUUUAAAUUCCGAUAAAGAAAUUUUGUGUCAUGGUUUAGAAAACAAAUCAAGUGCUUUAGAGUCAAAUUUUAUUAACGUGAUAAAUGACUUAGAUGCCACAAAAGACAGAAUUAACUUUAAUUCAAAGACUAAUAGUUCCAGUACACAUACCUCCGAUUACCUAUGUUCCAAAAGUAUCAAGGAGAAACGAUCUCUGUUUAUGAAACAAGUACUCAGCCCACCAAAAUUUAAUACUAAGCUGAAGCAUAAGAUGUAGUGUAAAAUAAUCAUUUGUUCCCAGGGGCGGAUCUACCUAAGGGCUUUUUGGGCUGCAGCCCAGGGCCCCGAGGAUGGAUACAAAGGGCCCCCAGUCCCCUUGGAAAUGAUAUUUAGAACCUAUCAUAAGGUUGGCAACCGCGCGUCUAUCGAAAGGAAUGGGGUAUUUCUGAUCGCUUGUUUUUGGUCGGUGUAUUUUUUUAGUUGAGUAAUAUAAUUAGAUACGAUAGGUAGGCCCCUAAGUAGAUUUAGCCCAGCCCCACAAAUUCAUGAUCCGCCCCUGUUUGUUCCUAAUUGUUAUGUGUAGUUUUAUCUCAUAGUCAUAUACUAUUAACACGAACGAGGAUCUCAUGACGUAUGUAGUCAUUUAAUUCUAACACUAAAGUCUAGAGAUAAAAAUAAUUAAUCAUACAUUACAAUUUAAUAUGAAAUUAUCUCUUCAUCAUACUUUUCAACGAAUACUAUAUUAUUCUUACGACUUGUAACAAAUUAUAAUUAUACAUCCAUAAUUUUAUAAUGAAAAGCCAAACAUUCCAACAUUCUAACUAGGACUGCAAAUAAUUAGUUCUAUUAAUGCUUUGCCAGUGUACGUAGUUGUUAAAAAAUAUUGGUAGCAUAUAAAUCAACAGAGAAUAAGAUUUGAAUAAAUAGGAAAUACUAUGCUUUUCUAUAGUGGUCAACGAGAGUUACGAAGAACUUACCGAUUAAGCUGAAUUUAUGCUACAAUAGCUUUUACUACAAAGAUGUAUACUGCAUUAUAUGUUAACGUGCCUAAUCAAUAUUGGGAUCGGAUAAAUAAUGUCACCAACUGCAUGAUGAUUAUGUACGUUUGCUUCUAUUACUGACUAAAGUAAAAUAAAAUAUUACGUUGUAUAUUUUUAUAUACAAAUAUAGCUCGAAUUUAAAAGCAGUUAGCUUUUAAAUUCGAGCUGUAACAUAGGUAAUGAUAUGUUACCCAUGUGAAUUCUGAUGAAAAGUAAUACAUAUUAAUCUCGAAUAUAUGUGUCAAUAUUUCAAAUUUAAUCCGUCCAGUAGAUACUAUUCGCUUUCAUAUUAGUACAUUUUAGUAGGUAUUAAGACUCUGUGGGAUUGUGUAAUUUGAGCUUUUAAUAAUUAAUUUUGUAUAAACUAUUGUAUGACACUUAGCCUAGGUUUUUUACUAUAAAUUUAUUCUGGUUAGUUUCCUGAUUUUAUAGAACUAAGUAAUUAAAGAUAUGUGUAGAAACAUAGCUACUAUUAAAAUAAGCAUAAAAGUACCUACUAUCUGUGAUUUAUAUUGUGCAUAUAAUAUUUUAAUAACCCAGCCAGUAUUCAGCAUUAAUAAUUGGAACCUAUAUUUCAUUCUUGCCAUUUAAGUAUUUAAUAUUAUUAUAAUAUUCAUUAAUUUCAAGGAUAUUUUUAUAUUGAAAUUUGUAUCGCUGUAAUAUGUAUAGAAAAGGGGUCACCUCUAAAAUAUGUCACACUUUAAGGGGAGAGACGAGUGUCGACGAAGUGUGAUUUUGCGUUGGAAGGACUGUAAAGGACAUAUGCUUUCAUAUUUUAUUACAAAAUAAAUUUAAAUGGAUAGUGAUCUAAUUUUGUAAUUCUAGAUUUAAUAUUGAUAAUCUAAAUAUGUAACGUCAGAGUAGGAAGCGGGGGGAGUUUCAAAUGUAUCCAUGUGUGGCAAAGACGAGUAUGUGGGAAGUGAGUAAUCAGGACAGUAAUGUGCUGCUCAAUUUCCGUAGCUAUUUAAGUAUAUAGUAAAAUAGAUAUUGCCAUUCUAUGUGUAAUUUAGUUACAAUUAAUUGUCAUCAUUUAUGUAUCUUCUGAUUUUUCUUUCAGAAUCGCUAAACACAUUAUGUUGUACUGAUAUUGUUAGUAGACAUAGAGGUUUAAGAAAUGUGAUCUAAAUAAUAAAAAAUUAAAAGUGAUAAAAGUAAUCUUAUAUUUAGCAAAAUAAAAUAUAUCAAUAUAAUUAAAAUAGUUGCCAUUCAUACACGAUUUUUUUAGCAUUUUUAAUGCUUAUGACUUAUAUGAUUUAAUUUUAUUAAGUAUAUAUACAUCUGUUUUUAUUACUUCAUAUAAAACAUUUAAUAUUAUCACAAUUUGCCAUUCGACAUUAAUAAUAAUUAAUCGCAAUAAAUAAUUUUGUAUAAAUUAUUCUUUUCUUAAAUAAUUUCAUUCAAAUACCUUUCUCAGUCUUGAAUAUUUUUUUUAUUUUGUAACUCUUCAUAAAUAAUCAAAAAGACUUACCUAAAAAUAAUAUAUGAAUUAACUUGGCAAUAUAAAUAAAUGCAUCUUAAAUUUAAUGCAAUUGUGUAUAUUAAACUACAAGUUUUAUCACUAUGAAUAUUAGAAAAAUUUUGUUUCACCGCGGCUAAGGAACAUAAUGACAUAAACAUAAAUUUAUCCAAAAAGAUAUAACAAUUUAAAUUCAGACUGUUAUUAUUCUUAUCGGUGCAAUAUAUAAAAUUCUUCCUUAUCUAUAAUAAUAUUAAUUUUAUUAUCAUAUAUAUAUUUAAAAUUACGCGUCAAACUUAAUGCUUAAAUAAAAUAU
Messenger RNA from Achroia grisella, 6047 nucleotides. RefSeq lists its product as uncharacterized. Gene Ontology annotation, biological process: phosphatidylserine exposure on apoptotic cell surface; apoptotic process involved in development; engulfment of apoptotic cell. Gene Ontology annotation, cellular component: plasma membrane. The coding region runs from base 186 to 3512 and encodes 1108 amino acids. Lineage: Eukaryota; Metazoa; Arthropoda; Insecta; Lepidoptera; Pyralidae. The record is from RefSeq and is a predicted model, not a curated record. The transcript is spliced from 7 exons.